AUGGCUGAGAUCAGAGGGUCCACCGGAAUUCCCCCGGGGAUUGAGAUUCGAUUCCCGAAGGCUCACGAGUCUCCGGAAAACCCACCUCCAGGCUAUUGCUGUGCAUUUGAGAUCUUUUUCUCUACGUGCGGACUAUCAUUCCCUCUUCCCGAGCUCGUUGUGCGGAUGAUGUUCGAGCUGGGCUUCGCACUUCCCCAGAUGUGCCCGAAUUUUGUUUGGACCGUUCUGUGCCUACAAACUCUGGGAGAGGAGUUCGAUUACCAGCUAUCCUCGACCGAUUUUCUUCAAGUCUAUACUGUGAAGACGGGUCGUACCAAGGGUACUCUCUAUGUGAGUCCGCUCUACGGACUGAAGGUUUUUGAUGACCUCCCCGAAAAAGACGAGAAAUGGCGCAAGUCAUAUUUCUUCUUCCCGGUUAAUGAGCUCACCUUCGGGCACCUCGCGAGUUUGCAUGUGUCGAAGUGGACUUCAAAAAUUGGUAGAGUAGUGUACUUCGUUAGGCUCAAGGGUCGUUCGCUUGUUUGGUCCGACCCUCCCAGUACUUCCGGUAUGAGCUAUAGGGAAGAAAGGGCUUGCAGGAUUGCUGAGAAGGAAGCGAAAAGGCAAAUGGCUGCUACCCUUGCCGAGGGCAAUGCUCGCAUUCCUGCUAAGAACACUGAUUCUUCAGCCCCUCAAGUGAGCGAAGUUUCCAUACCCCGAGCUAGUCCUUCCGAAAUCUCUACUGGUCCUUCCAAACCCUCUGCUGGUCCGUCCGAACCGCCCGUGAUAGUCAUUGCCGACUCCAGCGACGAGCCACGGGAGAAUGAGGUUCCUCCCCCGCCUCUAAGCAAAGGCCCCACUGAGGCGAGCUCCCAGCGGGUCGAGCCGUCUAAGAAGAGGAAGGAACCUGAAACUUCUUCUUCUCUUCGCGAGAAAACCCGAGCCCGGUCUAGUUCGUCAGGAGACGAGCGGGGUAGAUCCAGUUCAAAAGACGGAGCUCCCUUCUCGGAGAAGAAGUCUAGGAAUCUUCCUAGUACCAAGGAGUCUGGGGGUUCCUCCGGGAAGCUGCCUUCGAAGGAACAGAGUCAUUCUCCUCAGGCGUUUGCCGACAUGUCCGAAGUCAACCGCGCAAAUUUUUUCCGUUUCGCAGAUAAAAUCGGCGAGCUGAUGAUCGAGUUUAACAACUCGGUGGCAUCUUAUGAAGAUCAGUUGUUUGCUUCGCCGUCGACCUCCGAAGUGAACCAACUUAAGGAGAGGGUGGUUGAGCUUGAAACCCAUGUGGCAGAGUUCACCAAAUUAGAGGCCAUAAAUGCUAAGCCUGUGGAGAAGGCCGAACAGAUCCGAGCUCGGAUGAAGAAGGCUGAGGUGGAGGUGCUGGACCUCGGGGUUGCCAACGAAGAUCUCCGUGGAAAACUGAAGAAGGCGGGCGAUCUCUACUAUGAGGCCACGGAGAAUGAAAAAGCUCUGCGAGAUCAAGAGAGUGCAGAGGGAGGAGAGACAAGCGAUGAGGCGAACUCUCCGGCCAAGAUCCGAGCUGCUGAGUUUAGGGCUAACCGGAUGCUGGUUGAAGAGAUCUCUAGAGGGGAGAUCCAGGACAUCGAAGCCGAGCUCGGACUUCUACGAGCUGACGAAGAGGUCUCAAAGGGAUAUUACGAAGUUUUAAUUCCGGAUUUCCUUGAUACGAAGUGA
This is a messenger RNA of Camelina sativa (false flax), 1668 nucleotides long. Lineage: Eukaryota; Viridiplantae; Streptophyta; Magnoliopsida; Brassicales; Brassicaceae. The record is from RefSeq and is a predicted model, not a curated record.